Messenger RNA from Debaryomyces fabryi, 1212 nucleotides. Its product is annotated as glucose-induced degradation complex subunit. Gene Ontology annotation, cellular component: nucleus; cytoplasm. The record is from RefSeq and is a predicted model, not a curated record. The transcript has a single exon. Gene Ontology annotation, molecular function: protein binding. Bases 1 to 1212 code for a protein of 403 amino acids. Gene Ontology annotation, biological process: proteasome-mediated ubiquitin-dependent protein catabolic process. Lineage: Eukaryota; Fungi; Ascomycota; Pichiomycetes; Serinales; Debaryomycetaceae.
AUGGGAUAUCUAGAAUAUAUAAAGGAUAGUGGAAUAUCCAAGGAGAAGAUAGAUAAUUUGAUUUUGAAUUAUUUUAUCGUGGAAGGAUAUCAAGAAGCUGCUAUUAGUUUUGCAAAGGAAAUCAACAUAGAACUCAAAAAUGAAAGGAUAAAAUCCCAUUCACCUUCACUGAACCCAUUUAUCAAGCAAUUAGGCUCAAUGAGUUCAAUGAAAAAUGCAGAUUUUGCUGAAGUAGCUCUGGAUUACUUCGAGAAGAAUGAUAGUUUUGAUUCGAAUGUUACCCCACACAGUCAUCACCAUCCUAUAGUUAAACCCAAAAUAAUUUCGGAUUAUUCAACUAUAAACCAACGUAAAGAAAUCAAAUUAUUGAUCUUAAAAGGAUCUAUUACAGAUGCAAUCCAAAAGAUUAGUGAAUAUUUCCCAACUAUCCUUGAUUCGAAUAACCUCUUACAUUUUAAAUUAUUGCGAUUAAAUUUGAUCGAAAUGAUCAGAAAUCACAAGUUGACUAAUGGAAAUAUUCCUGAUAUAGCCUUAGAGAGAAAGUUCUUAGAUGAUAUUCUAACUUUCGUUAGGGAGAACUUGAUAAACAAGGUAACACAUUCAAGUAAAUUAUUAAAAGAACUAGAGAUAACCAUGAGUUUGCUAUGCUUCAAUUUUGAUGCCGAUAAAAGUAUUGAAGAGCAGAAUGAUUUACCUGAAGAACUAAGAUCCUUGUUUAAUUUGUCAUUAAGAAACCAAUGUUAUAGAUUGGUAAAUAAAGCUAUCUUGAAUUUAUAUUAUAAUGAAGAAACGAUCGAAGAAAAUGGUAAUGUUAACGGAAAUGUCAAUAGAAAUAAUCAAGGGCUUUAUAACGGAGAAAUUGAAAAUAACAAAUUGUAUAAGGGCCCAAAACAUUUAGAAUUCAAUUUGAUGGACUUUGAUAAGCUUGAUGCGGAAGAAAAGGAUAUUGAAAUGAUCGAUGACGAUACUAGUGAAGGACUCUACGACUAUGAUUUGAAAUAUGAUGAGAAUAUAGCACAUAUAAGUGCUAAUAAUCAACCUCAAGACUACAGUGUCAACAAUGAUGACAAUUUACAAGACGAAUUACAGGACUUGUCAUUAGAAUCUAAAUUGGAAAGGAUUAUCAAACUUUGGACGAUUGCCGAGCAAAGGUUAGUAGAUCUAAAUUUCCGUAAAUCUAAACAGUAUGAAUUUACGGAUGGAAAUUUGUAA